AUGCCUUCAGCCUCCAUGCCUACCUCUAUGCAUAACAGUAAUGGCAGCGCUAGCAAGCUCACCACAGCUACUAGUAAUGAUGGCUCACAGCGCGCACAUCUCCAUCGCAGCGAUAGCAUCAGCCGCUUCUUAGCUGAUCGAGAUCAACGACUUCACAUCGAAUUUUUCUCUAUGCAAACGCAAGAUGAGGCCAAGGCCGAGAGAGAAGCCCGCAUGUCUAAAAUUCUGCGUGCUUUUGAUAUGCGAUUUAGCGGUGGCGACAAGUGCCCAACAGCCGAAUGCCUGCAUUUGCAGAUCGUGGGCGAAAUAGGACCUAGCUAG
Trichoderma atroviride IMI 206040 is the source of this 321-nucleotide messenger RNA. The record is from RefSeq and is a predicted model, not a curated record. NCBI's taxonomy places the organism in Eukaryota, Fungi, Ascomycota, Sordariomycetes, Hypocreales, Hypocreaceae.